AUGGCGACGGGACAGCGUGAGCUCACGCAGAAGUUCAAGGUCCAGAAGUUCCUCGGGAAAGGCAGCUAUGGCAGCGUAUACCGGGUCAAGAGGAUCUCCGACGGCAAGGUCUACGCCCUCAAAGAGACCGACGUCAAGCACAUGAACCAAACGGAGCGCGCGGAAGCCGUCAACGAGAUCCGCCUCAUGGCCUCCGUGAUGCACCCGAACGUCGUGUCCUACCACGAGGCCUUCAUAGACGGCAACAAGCUGUGCAUCGUAAUGGAGUUCGCGCCCUACGGCGACCUCGCGCGCGCCAUCCGCAAGGGCCAGGCGAUGAAGAAGCCCUUCCCCGAGGACAUGAUCUGGUCCUUCUUCAUCCAGGCGUGCGAGGGCGUCUACGCGCUGCACCACGCCCGCAUCCUCCACCGCGACGUCAAGGCCGCCAACCUCCUCAUCACGGCCGCGGACGCCGUGAAGAUCGGCGACCUCGGCAUCGCGAAGUUCAUGAAGACCGGCAUGACGAAGACGCAGAUCGGCACGCCGCACUACAUGCCGCCCGAGGUCUGGAAGAACCGCGCGUACGGCUACUCGUCCGACGUGUGGGCGCUCGGGUGCCUGCUCUACGAGAUGGCCACCUUCACCGUGCCGUUCGAGGCCCGCUCGAUGUCCGAGCUGCGCUACAAGGUCAUGCGCGGGCGGUACACCCCCGUCCCGCGGCUGUACUCGGCGGACCUGUCGAACCUCGUGUCCGCGCUGCUCGACCCGUCGCCGGACGCGCGGCCGACGCUGGAGCAGAUCCUGAGCUCCGAGGCGGUGCAGCGGCGGCGGCACCUGCUCCCCGGGCACCUGCAGGAGGGCGGCCUCGCGCCCGCGAUGGUCGCGGAGAAGGGGGGACUAUUGGACACCAUCCAGGUUCCGCGCAACCUCAAGCUGCUCCAGAACCGGCUGCCGGCGCCGCAGUACCCGGACGAGGCGGAGGCGGGCGAGGGGAAGGCGGGCGGGGACGCGAACGGGGACGCGCAGACGUGGGCCGGGCCGCAGGAGCCCGCGCGGAUGCCGGCGGCGCACCAGGGGCCGCGCAGCGCAGUGUCGGACCCGCCGGUGCAGGCGCGCCCGAGCCCCGGCCGCGCGGGCUGGGACCGCUCGCCGGAGUCGGUGUCCUCGCGGCCCGAGGGCCGCCAGCCCGCGGCGUACGGGCGCGGGGCGGUGAUGAACACCCCCACGCCGCGCGCGGGGGGCGCGCUCGCGGCGGUGGACAACGCGCCGGGCUACGCGCACGGCGCGAUGCGGCCGUCGGAGUUCAACAAGCCCGGCGCGCGCCGCGUCGGCCCCGCCGCCGCCGCGGCGUCGCGCGUGGGGUCGCGCGCGGGCACCAACGCGUCGCAGGGCAGCUACAACACGCCGCGCGGCGGGAACGUGUCGAACCGCGGCAACGGCGGGAGCGCGUACUCGCGGAACUAUGGCCCCGCGCGGGGCGCGCAGCCCGGCCGUGCGGCGGGCAACGGUCACAUGGGAGGCGGCGGGCACCUGCCACGGAUCAGCGAGGCCGCGGCGGGGCUGCCGAGCAUCCCGUCGGCGCGCGGGGCCGCGGGCGCGCGCCGCCGGUACUACUGA
This is a messenger RNA of Pedinophyceae sp. YPF-701, 1596 nucleotides long. The record is from the annotation of a GenBank genome assembly. Lineage: Eukaryota; Viridiplantae; Chlorophyta; Pedinophyceae.